CGCGCGCAGGGGGUCAGCGCGAUGACUGGUCAUGGUAGCUCCGCAGGUGCCUUCUUUGAAGAUCCUCUGUAUCAGUUCGUCACGAUCGAUGCAGCGCCUGUUGUGCUCGUAUUCCUCUUCCUUUUAUUCCAGUCGUUUCGUCUGAGAAAGAGAGCCUGGGACACUCCCAGCAAGCGCUUCAGCCGUGGGCUCGAAAUUUGUUUCGUUCUCCAGUACACCAUAUGUCUUGGGAUCUGGAAGAGAGGUGGUGCUGAUGGCACGGGUUUUAUCCUACUUAUCGUUUUCUUUCUGAGUAUCAAUUUUUUUAUGUCUGCCGCUGCAACAGCGUUGACGCUGCAAGUUAUUUUUCCAUGGUUACCCGAGUCAUUGAAGCCUCGUCUACAGUCGAAAUCAGCAACACGGAGCAAAGUGAUCCUGGAGAUCCUAGCGUUGGUGAUGAUGAUUUCCUACAACAUGUCCGGGAUCUUGUUAGCCAUGUUGUUUGAAGCCUCCGUUGAAUUUAGUGUCCUUAAAUUUUUUAUUUUAAUGUAUUACUCCUUGAGCGUCCUGAUUGUUCUAUUAGCUAUCAUUUUUAAUGUGUUUUGCAUUUUCUGUGUUUUCAUGGUGGUGCUAAAAAAUCCCAAAAAAUUCCAGGUGAAGUUAUUCUUAUCCAUUGCGAUGGUUGUAAUCGAUUGUUCAGUUUCAAUCACAACCUUUCUUGUUCUCUUCAUGACGUGCUUCGCACACAACGCUUGUAACGUGCACCUGCAGCUCCCAAUGCAGCAACGCCGCUGAUAAGGGACAGGGAAGCAGAGGAACAACGUACUGGCUUACUAACAGGGAGUAAUAGCGGAUCUUCCACCACCUCAUACAAUCCUCUAGAGAUGUCUGACUGUAGUCCCAACUACAAACCAUUACCAUAAUUAUUGUGAUUAUGACAGUGCUUUACUAUGAUGAAGAACCAACUAGAGUAGCUAUUGUUCUGACUGCCACUAGCUGACUACUAUAGCAACCAUGAUUGUAUUGAACUUCAGUGACCAUUGUGUAUUGUAGCAUUUCCUUGUAUGAUUGGAACAAUAACCCUGACGC
Molecule: messenger RNA, 1068 nt
Organism: Geodia barretti
Lineage: Eukaryota; Metazoa; Porifera; Demospongiae; Tetractinellida; Geodiidae
Source: the annotation of a GenBank genome assembly